UUAAAAUCCAUUUUGUGGGAAGCUUACUCAGUAAUGCGGGCACUUUCCGCAGAUUGUUUGUCAGCCUAAUUGGUUCCAAUGCCCUGCUUUCAGACCCAUAUACAAUAGAUCACCUCCAUACGGAAUACGUGAACAAUUUUUGUCAAUUUAAGAUGGUCUUUAAAACAUCAGAUCCCAUCAUCAAACGCCUAGGCGCUGCUGCUGUCACAUACGACCUUUCGCGACUACAUGAGACGACAAUUACACUUCCUGUGGGUACAACGUGGUCCAGUGGACUCCAUUGGCAUGAGACGCAUGACGAGACUCUACGAGUUAUCCGGGGAUCUAUACGUGUUAGGCUUGGUGAGGAAGUCUUCAUACUCGACGCUGGACAAGAAGCAAGGGUCCACAAGUUUGUCCGUCAUGAAUGGUCUCGUGCCCAAAUGUCUGAAGGCGAAGACGUUAUUGUCAUCGAGACAACAGAACCUAGGGACGAGGAGAAACAACUUUUCUUUUGGAAUUUGAAUGGAAUUAUCUUGACCGCAGCGGGGCGAGGCAUCAUAGCAGAUUUGUUUUUGACUGUGAGACUAUUUGUGAUCUUCCAGCAUCUUGACAAUUGGCCCAUCCUAUUGGAUCUAUCAUCGUGCCGACCAUAUCUUAAUGAGACAAUGGCAUUCACUAUAGAGUCAUUCGUCACGCACUGCGUUCUAUCGUUUGUCGCGCUCUUCGCUUCGGUUUUUGGCUACCAUGCUGUCAACGAGCAAUUCACUCCGAGCUAUUUACUUGAAUCAUGGAAGAAUCGUGAAAGCGUCAAGAUUAAAUGAUCAACAAUCCUCUCUAUGUCAAGCCUAUUUCAAUUCUGUGGCAGACAUAUACUGGACGAUGAAACUUUCUUAAUUUAUAUGUUAGGGAAAGCUUUAGACCAGUUGGUUGUAGAACUCGGGUUCAAGAUAUCAAACCCUUAACCAAAU
Molecule: messenger RNA, 950 nt
Organism: Verruconis gallopava
Lineage: Eukaryota; Fungi; Ascomycota; Dothideomycetes; Venturiales; Sympoventuriaceae
Exons: 1
Coding region: 153-803 (216 amino acids)
Source: RefSeq, a predicted model, not a curated record